Molecule: messenger RNA, 2674 nt
Organism: Cygnus atratus (black swan)
Lineage: Eukaryota; Metazoa; Chordata; Aves; Anseriformes; Anatidae
Gene: TNNI3K
Product: TNNI3 interacting kinase
Exons: 25
Coding region: 1-2508 (835 amino acids)
Biological process (GO): protein phosphorylation; protein localization to ciliary inversin compartment
Cellular component (GO): ciliary inversin compartment
Molecular function (GO): protein binding; ATP binding; protein kinase activity
Source: RefSeq, a predicted model, not a curated record
AUGGGAAAUUAUAAAUCUAGACCAACCCAAACUUGUACUGAUGAAUGGAAGAAGAAAGUUAGUGAAUCAUAUGCUAUUAUUAUAGAACGAUUAGAAGAUGACCUGCAAAUCAAAGAAAAGGAGCUGGCGGAACUGAAGCAUGUUUUUAGCUCUGAUGAAGCAUUCUGCAAAGUCAAUUUAAAUUACCGCACAGAAAAUGGCCUCUCUCUUCUUCAUUUAUGUUGCAUAUGUGGGGGUAACAAAUCACAUAUUAGAACUCUUAUGCUAAAAGGACUGCGCCCAUCCAGAUUAACAAGAAAUGGAUUUACCGCUCUGCACUUGGCAGCUUAUAAGGACAAUGCAGAACUCAUAACAGCAUUGCUGCAUGGUGGAGCUGAUAUUCAGCAAGUUGGAUAUGGAGCCUUGACAGCCCUUCAUAUUGCCACAAUAGCUGGUCAUCAUGAGGCUGUUGAUAUUCUUUUGCAGCAUGGAGCUUAUGUGAAUGUUCAGGAUGCAGUAUUUUUCACCCCAUUGCAUAUUGCUGCAUAUUACGGCCAUGAACAGGUAACUCAUCUCUUGCUAAAAUUUGGAGCUGAUGUGAAUGCAAGUGGGGAAGUUGGAGACAGACCUCUCCAUUUAGCUUCUGCCAAAGGCUUUCUCAAUAUUACAAAGCUCUUGAUGGAAGAGGGAAGCAAAGCUGAUGUGAAUGCUCAGGACAACGAAGAUCAUGUUCCUCUGCACUUCUGCUGUCGAUUUGGACACCAUGAAAUUGUAAAAUUCUUACUCCAGAGCAGUUUUGAAGUUCAACCACAUGUGGUUAAUAUCUAUGGAGACACACCUUUACAUCUUGCUUGUUACAGUGGAAAGUUUGAAGUUGUAAAGGAAAUAAUUCAGCUCUCAGGAACAGAAAGUCUCACUAAAGAAAAUAUAUUCAGUGAAACGGCUUUCCACAGUGCUUGUACCUAUGGAAAGAACGUAGAACUUGUAAAAUUUCUUCUUGACCAGAAUGUUGUAAGCAUAAAUCACCAGGGAAGAGAUGGACAUACAGGAUUACACUGUGCUUGCUAUCAUGGUCAUAUUCGUCUAGUACAGUUUUUACUGGAUAAUGGAGCUGAUAUGAAUCUGGUAGCUUGUGAUCCCAGCAGGUCCAGUGGAGAAAAGGAUGAGCAGACCUGUUUGAUGUGGGCUUAUGAGAAAGGUCAUGAUGCCAUUGUGACCCUUCUGAAGCAUUAUAAACGACCUCAAGAUGAAUCACCAUGUAAUGAAUAUUCACAGCCUGGGGGAGAUGGUUCCUAUGUGUCAGUUCCAUCCCCUCUAGGAAAAAUUAAAAGCAUGACUAAAGAAAAGGCAGAUGUUCUUCUCCUCCGUGCCGGUUUGCCAUCACACUUCCAUCUUCAGCUCUCUGAAAUAGAGUUCCAUGAGAUUAUUGGCUCAGGGUCUUUUGGAAAAGUAUAUAAGGGACGAUGCAGAAAUAAAAUUGUAGCAAUUAAACGCUACCGAGCCAAUACCUACUGCUCCAAAUCUGAUGUGGACAUGUUUUGCCGUGAAGUUUCCAUUCUCUGUCGACUGAAUCAUCCAUGUGUCAUCCAGUUUGUUGGAGCUUGUUUAGAUGACCCAAGUCAGUUUGCAAUAGUCACUCAGUAUAUUUCUGGAGGAUCACUCUUCUCCCUGCUUCAUGAACAGAAGAGAACUCUUGAUCUGCAGUCUAAAUUAAUCAUUGCUGUAGAUGUAGCUAAAGGUAUGGAGUACCUCCACAAUCUCACACAACCAAUCAUACAUCGUGAUUUGAACAGUCAUAAUAUUCUUCUGUAUGAGGAUGGACAUGCAGUUGUUGCUGAUUUUGGAGAAUCGAGAUUUUUGCAAUCCCUGGAUGAAGACAACAUGACAAAACAACCUGGGAACCUACGCUGGAUGGCCCCUGAAGUGUUCACUCAGUGUACAAGAUACACCAUAAAAGCUGAUGUUUUCAGCUAUGCUUUGUGUCUCUGGGAGCUGCUAACAGGUGAAAUUCCUUUUGCUCACCUAAAACCAGCAGCGGCGGCAGCAGACAUGGCAUACCACCACAUUCGCCCGCCCAUCGGGUACUCCAUCCCCAAGCCCAUCUCUGCCCUACUGAUGAGAGGCUGGAACGCCUGCCCUGAGGGAAGACCAGAAUUUUCAGAAGUGGUCGCAAAAUUAGAAGAAUGUCUGUGUAAUAUUGAGUUAAUGUCUCCAGCCUCUAGCAACAGCAGUGGUUCUCUGUCUCCUUCCUCGUCUUCGGACUGUCUCGUUGCACGUGGAGGUCCUGGCCGUAGUCAUGUUGCAGCAUUACGUAGUCGUUUUGAGUUGGAAUAUGCUUUAAAUGCAAGAGCUUAUGCUGUUUGGUCACAGAGCACUGGGCAACACCUUUCUCAGGGUCUUUCUUUGGAUGACAUGAGAAGAAACUUCCAGUACCCACCGAUUGACAAAAAUGGUUACGUGUCGGAUCCCAUGAGUACCAUGAGAUUUCAUUCCUGCAGCAGCAGUGGUAGCUUUGAAGAAAGCAGCUGACAGCAUGGACCGCCUUCCUGCAGAAAGUCACCGAAAACCGGCAGCAACUGUUCUUACCAUAUCAGCCCAACUCCCAAGCAUCGCGUGCUAUAUUGACGGUCCCUAAACUGAACCCUUUAUUUGCUGACAAUGAAUGUCCCUAUCAUGUUAUGUGCUAGCAUCUUUU